Messenger RNA from Hirsutella rhossiliensis, 405 nucleotides. RefSeq lists its product as uncharacterized. The transcript is spliced from 3 exons. NCBI's taxonomy places the organism in Eukaryota, Fungi, Ascomycota, Sordariomycetes, Hypocreales, Ophiocordycipitaceae. Bases 1 to 405 code for a protein of 134 amino acids. The record is from RefSeq and is a predicted model, not a curated record.
AUGCUGGGCUUGGUGCUUGACCUCUGGUCCGCUACGGUGUUGCUGAUGAAGGGUUGGCAAGUCAAGGACGGGCCCGUUAUUUCAGCUCCGUUGGAUCCCUACGUCAACACCUCGCCGGCUCCAAGGGUGCUGCAGAACCAGCUCGACAGCUUGCUCGAGCGACACAUUGUCGAGGUCGAAGGCGCCUUUCUCACCCUACUCCAGACGACCUUUGAACAGCGGCGGUCAGGCGAAAGCAACAUGAAGACGGCGUUCGCCGCAGCUCUCAUCUUCCUGCGGAUAAUAGAACGAGAUACCUGGAGGCUGAUGUACUGGAUUCGGCAUAAGGAAAAGGCAUACCAGUGGCGACAUCCAGACUCUCCAACAACGCUCAUUGAACGCAACAUCUUCUGCGCCAACUGUUAA